AAAAACCCUUGUUUCCAACUUCCACCACUCCAGCAAGCGCUCUGGUUCCCGCGGCCACCAUUCAUCUUUGCCUGAGGCUUCUGCUUUAGUCUGAAGAUUUUAAUUGGCAUAUGUUUGCCUCCUUAAGAUCAAAAAUACUGAAAGAAACUUAUUACUCGCGUCGUUCAAGUUCCAUUGACCGAGCAUCGCAUUAAUUACAACUCAACAAAAGACAUAGAUUUUCUCCGUUUUAUCUGUUCAAAUUCCAUUCACUGUGUUAUUGCGAGGUGAUUUCUGGAUUUUUGUUUUCAUCAACUGGGCGAGCAAUGGAUGUGGUUUCGCUAGGCAUGCCGGGGCCUUGGGCUGAAGACUAUCGUGAAUCAUCUGAUUCUUAUACAACAAAGGUCGGAGGAGUUCCUGACUGGCCCCUUCCCAAGGAGGAAAUACAAGCAAAUUCGCUUCAUUGUGGUGCGUGUGGGGGUAAACUGUGUCUUGUAGCUCAGGUUCAUGCUCCAGUAUCAAAUAAAACUGUAAAAAUUCAAGAACGCUUUCUUUUCAUUUUAGGUUGUCCUGCGCCAAAAUGUGGAAGUGCUUCAGAAAGCUGGCGAGUUCUUCGAGUUCAGAAGACCUGCACCCAGGAUGUGGAAGUGGCUUCCGCAACUAAAUCACUUCCUGUGGUUCAAAAUACCAGCUGGUUGGAAGAUGUUAAUGACGACGAUGACUUGGAUUUAGAGCAAUUGGGCAAGGCUCUAUCUGAAGCUGGGACUUUGGCUUCUAGCAGCAAAAAGUCAGUGUCUAAUCCGUGUACUGACACUGCUGCUUCUGCUUCUCCAAAUCAUAGAGCAAUUGAGGUUGACAUUGAUAUGCCAGUUGUGCCUUGCUUUUACAUAUACUACACACAGGAACAACCAUCCUCAGAGGAUCUUAGUUCGAUAUCUUCUAACUACUCCUCGCUUUCGAUUAAGGAGAAUGCAAGUGACAAUGAGGACGAAGUAUGGGAAAAGGAAUCUUAUGAAUAUGAUAAAGCUUUGACUGCUGAUAGAACAUAUCUCAAGUUCAAGAAACGCUUGGAAGCACACCCAGAGCAGUGUUUCAGAUAUUCAUAUGGUGGGAAGCCACUUCUAGCUGCAGUUGAUAAAAUAGACCCUGGUAGUUGUAGUCUAUGUGGAGAAUCGAGGAAUUUUGAGAUGCAGCUAAUGCCUCCAUUGCUAUAUUUUCUACAAGAAGCACCCGAUGACAAAAGACACAUGGUGGAAAAUUGGGAUUGGAUGACCCUUAUCAUAUAUACUUGUUCCAAGAAUUGUUCUGAAAUGAUCGAGCGAGACAAACCCGAUAGUAACGGCUGGAUUGUGGCAGAGGAGGCAGUUGUGGCACAAUGUGAGAAAUCCAUGCCUGUUCGUAACUAUGAUUGGUGAAGUCAUUGAAAAUAUCACACAAUGAGUUGAAUUUUUUGCCUUGAACAUCUUGCUUUUGUAAAUUUUACUAUGUAUGAAGAUUAUGCAACUUUAAUGGAAUUCUACACUGGUUUUGUUUCCUUGAA
Molecule: messenger RNA, 1519 nt
Organism: Prosopis cineraria
Lineage: Eukaryota; Viridiplantae; Streptophyta; Magnoliopsida; Fabales; Fabaceae
Exons: 8
Coding region: 306-1394 (362 amino acids)
Cellular component (GO): cytoplasm
Source: RefSeq, a predicted model, not a curated record